Molecule: messenger RNA, 1929 nt
Organism: Camelina sativa (false flax)
Lineage: Eukaryota; Viridiplantae; Streptophyta; Magnoliopsida; Brassicales; Brassicaceae
Source: RefSeq, a predicted model, not a curated record
AUGGAUCCACCCAUGCAGAGACCAAGACAGAUUGGAGCAGGAGAUGCUCCAAACACCCACACACAAAGGACAGGAAUAGUUCCACCUGCAAUAGCAAACAAUAACUUUGAGAUCAAAAGUGGACUCAUCACAAUGAUUCAGUCAAACAAGCUCUGUGGCCUAACCAAGAUUAAUGGAGUCAGUGAAGACAGCUUCAAACUCAGACUUUUCCCAUUCUCACUUGGAGACAAAGCUCAUCUGUGGGAGAAGACUUUACCAAUAGGAGCCAUCACCACAUGGGAUGGAUGCAAGAAAGCCUUCUUAGCUAAGUUCGUCUCCAAUGCAAGGACAGCAAGGUUGAAGAAUGAGAUAUCUGGUUUUGCUCAGAAGAACAAUGAAACCUUCUGUGAAGCUUGGGAAAGGUUCAAGGGUUAUCAAACUCAGUGUCCACACCAUGGGUUCAGCAAUGAGUCCCUGCUUAGCACAUUAUACAGAGGAGUUCUACCAAAGAUCAGAAUGUUGCUGGACACUGCAUCUAAUGGUAAUUUUCUCAACAAACAUGUUGAUGAAGGAUGGGAACUAGUAGAGAAUUUGGCCCAGUCAGAUGGAAACUAUAAUGAAGAUUAUGAUAGAACUGUAAAAUUUGUGGAUUCAGCCCCAUAUGAGAAAUACAAGAAAGAUCUGAAGAUUAUGAAUGAUAAGCUGGACAAGAUUCUGCUCAGUCAACAGAAAAACAUUCAUUUUCUUGCUGAGGAAGAAACAACAGUUCAAGAUGGGGAGAAUGAUGUAGCUGAGCUAUGUUACAUCCAGAACCAAGGAGGAUUCAAGCCCUCUAACCAAUUCAAGAACAACAAUCUGUCUUACAUGAGUCAAAAUGUGGCCAAUCCACAAGACCAGGUCUAUCCACCACAACAAGCACAACAGCAACACAAUUAUGUGCCUAAACAACAGAACCAAGGUUACCAGGGUCAAGUGUGUCCCCCACCAGGGUUUCAGACUACCCAAGCCCAGGAACCUGACUUAAGGACAUUGAUGCAGCAGCUGUUGCUUAACCAAGCCACUGGUCAGAUGGAAACCUCCAAGAAGUUUGCUGAAAUCAACCAGAGAAAAGAUUCUACUUAUAAUGACCUGAACAUCAAGUUUGAAAGCCUUAAUUCCAAGGUUAAGUUCUUGGAGAGCACUAUGGCUUCUACUUCAGCUCCAAAACCUAAUCAACUGCCUGGAAAGGAUAUUGUCACUGAGGACAGUGAGGUUAAAGAUGGGGAGGGUAUUCAACAAGUUUCAACUCAGAAUGGAGCAGGAUAUCAGGAAGAGAAGAAACUCGACAGUACACUCGACUCAGUACACGAUCGAGUGACUGAUCGAGUACACUCCACCGAGUCUGUUACACCUGCCAAGUACAUUCCCCCAACUUAUAAACCACCUCUGCCAUUCCCAGGACGUUUCAAGGCACAAAAGCUGAAGGAACUCAUGGAGAUAAUUGAAAAAGAGAAGGUGUUGGCCUUGAAAGAAGAAGUUAUCAUUGCAUACCAAGAAGAAGAGAGAGGUCCUGCUUUGGAACAAUAUGCUCCAUAUCCUCUUUACCAUAAUAUGUUACUAGAGAUCUCCAAGAAGAGGGCUCAGAAUCAAGACAAGAAGGACCUUGAGGAGACUAAAGGAAUAGUCAUCCCAGCCAAACUUGAAGAUCGAGGUCCGUUCAAUUUGCCUUGCUCCCUUAGCUACCUACACUUCAACAAGUGCAUGUGUGAUCUAGAAGCAUCUAUUAGUGUAACGCCCUAUUAUGUAGCACAAAAGCUUGGUCACACUGAAUUCAAGCCUAGUAACCUCCACAUAAGUAUGGCUGAUGGAUCAGACAGGGAAGUGGUUGGAAAAUUGGAAAGCUUACCAGUCAAGAUAGGCAAGGCCAGAAUCCCUAUUGAUUUUGUGGUUAUAGAGAUGGAUAAGGAGUGA